UUAUUUUAAAUCCCCAAAAAAUGAAACAAAAAUUUAAUUCUAGCAUCAACAACUCAAUUAUCUUUGGGAUAAAUUUGGCUUCAAAACUUGAAUUCAUUUUUGAAAAAAAAAAAUCAAAACUUACUAAAAUUUUUAUAACAUAUAAAUAAAUUGCAAAUAAAAAGAUGCAAUUAAUUGCAACACUAGUUGACCCGGAUGUUCUAUUGACUUUGAUUUCCUUUCUUACAUAUGUUAUUCCCAUUCGUUGCAUCUCUACAGAUCUGCCACUUGACUACAGCUUGUUUCCUCCUCUAAUAUUCUCCGCUACUCUGAUUGGCUAAUCGCAGUCUUCAAAGCGACCCUCCACCUUUUCAACGGGAUCAAAUCUUGAGGAAGAAAAACUUUUUCCCAGUUCACUUCAUUCGCAAGAUCAAUUUUAUUGGCCAUUAGCUGUUAGCAAUCGAGCAAAAGUCAUAAAUCUAUUAACUACAAAUACCGGGCAAUCGGGACUUAAAAAUUUUAUUGCAAACUUCAAAAGAGAGCUCGCACCUCUAGUAAAUAAAAUAAUUAAAUUAUUUUGUUUUUAAAGCUUUUCAAAACAAUCAAAAACUAAUAAGAUUGAACAAUUUGAAAAUCGGCAGAAAACGCGGAAAUUUUUACACCAUGGACCUGACUUCUAAAAGAAGUGGAAUUUGGCAGCCUCAUAUCGAUGAAUCUGAAGGCGUGCAAACUAAAUCGGAUCCAGCAGCGCAAGAUAAAGCACACAGCUUGGAAGUUUCGGCGAAAAUGGACACGCUUCGAUUGAUAUCCAAACUCGGCACUGGCACGCUACUCAAAUCCACAGAUGAUUCCACAUUGAUUCCGAAUAAGAACUCAGAUGACUCGGCGAGGAAAGUUAAUUCACAGUUGGAAAGAGGAUCAAUAACAGAUGCAAUGAGAAGUAAUCUGACGGGGGCAAAUCAAUGCAAAAGCAGCUUCAAUAAUUGUCCCCAACUAUUUUCGCCACACAUCAGACAAGAACAAAUGAUUCAGCAGCUUCUAAAAGCAAAUAACGCCCUGGGAACCCUCGGUGGUUUCAACAAACCAUCCCUAGCUCAAUCAGCAUCCCAACAGUCUUUGAAAACUAAGUGUGCAGACAUGCAAAUGAAUAAUCAUCCAUCAAGCAUUACGCAUAACCACAGAAGCCGACAGUCAACAGCAGAAAACAGUAGUCAACUUCGUUUAACCGCUGAACUGUUUAAACUCAACUCCAGUAUAAGCAACAACCAGCUAACGAGCAUUCCUCAAGCACCUCUGAGUUUCCCCCAAAUCAAAUCUUUCAACCACUUGCACCAAUGGCAACAACUUCUUUCAUCCAAUGCCAUCAAACCCUCGAAUCAUAUUCAAAACCAAUUGACACUAACCGAGAUAGCAAACCUCAAUUCGCAGCAGAUGAAUAAUCAGAACAUUCUGGCUCAAAUUCAGAGAAACCAGUUCGUAAAUGCCGAAGUUCAGAGACAAUUAUACGCAUUAAACAAAUCAGUUCUAGAUCGUUCGAAGAUGCAGACAAGGCAGCCAGUACUAGGCAGCCAGUUUUUGCAUCCUGAAAUCGCAUCAUUUCUGAUGCUUCAGAACUUAAGCGCCAACAAUAGAUCAGAUUCAUUGCAACAGUUGGAACAAAACAGUCGGAAACGGAGUUUUGACGACCUGAUUGGUGCUGCAUCAUCAAUGACAUCUGCUUCCCACAAUGAAAUCAGUCCAUCAGGCAGUGAGACUUCCUCAAAGUCCGGGGGAUCCGUGGUGGGAGAGGUAGGGGGUGCGCUGAACCUCGUGAUCGGAGGGGGAGGAGCAGGAGGUGGAAGCGGGGGCUAUGACUGCAAAGAGUGCGGCAAGUGUUUUCGGAGGUCCUCGACCUUGUCCACUCAUAUGAUGAUCCACUCCAACACUAGGCCAUACCCGUGUCCAUACUGUGGGAAAAGAUUCCACCAGAAGUCAGACAUGAAGAAACACACAUACACGCACACAGGCGAGAAGCCUCAUAAAUGCAGUGUGUGUGGGAAAGCAUUCAGUCAGUCCAGCAAUUUGAUCACACAUGCUCGCAAACACACUGGCUACAAACCGUUCCAAUGUUCGUUAUGUCAGCGUGCAUUCCAGCGGAAGGUGGAUUUGAAACGACACGUAGACACCCAACAUAAUGGCAUCAAUGUGAAAUUGGAACUAAAUGCUGCAACCACUAAUUGAGAUAAAAAGGUCAACGGCUGCAGUUUUUCGAAUCAAACUCAAUGUGAACACGAUUCGAUUUCCCCUCAAAUGAUUUAUUAUAGAUGACAUGUAUUUAUUCAAUUCAAAAAAUAUAUUUAUUCAUGAAAGUUUUCACCUAUGCACAAAAAAAAAACAGAAACAUGAAGGUAACGUAUUCUUGUAUGAGUAAACUCUGUUCUGUUGAACACAUAUACUGCAUUUGCAUAAUAGUCGAUAUUGUUUUCUAUUAAGCCCCUGCCCAGCUCCAACCUUUCAACCUUGGACCUUUUAUUCAGUCAGAGCGAGGGAAGUCAUCCAUUUUCCGCAGCCCGUACCACCUUGAGGAGGCGGAUGACACUGGGACCCCUCCAACCAUGAUCGAAGCCUGAUUCAAACCUACGACGUUUGUGUUAAAAGCCGCCCAUCUUAACCACUCGGUCACGGCUGCUCUCAAAUUAUUGUUCUGAACUUACUCAAAAAAUUGAAAGUAAUUAUAUCUUAGGUUGGGUGCUUCCCACUCCAAUUUGACAAUUUGACACAGAAGGGUGAGGCCAGUAUGUCGGAAAAAACCUGCCUGACCAAAAGCCAAAAGCAAUGUCCAUAAAAACUUCUCACGUUUGUCUUAGAUGAUGUGAUGUUCAAUUUUAGCAACACAUUCCGAGAAACACAGUGGACAGCAUUAAAUUACCAUACAGAGAAAAUUAUCAAACGUCACUUAUGACGACAAAACGUGGGUAGACUAUCGUUGAACUCAAGCAGCCGUGGCCGAGUGAGUAUGACGCACGGCCUUUAACACGAAGGUUGCUGGUUCGCAUCAGACUUCGGUCACGGUUGGAGGAGUCGAAGUUUAAUCCGCCUCCUCAAGGUGGGACCGGCUAGGACAAAAUGGCAACAAAUCACUCUCUUCCACAGAAAUAAAGCCCGAAGUAGAAAUAAGAGAAAAUAGAGUAAGAUGAAUCAAGCAAAAAAUUUUGACCUAUGAAGUUCAGCAAGUCCAGAUUUACCACCCUCCGGAAAUUAACAAAAAAAACCAUUUGCCCCUGAAACGAUGCAAUAUAUGGUGACUGUGUCGAUAUCACCUUCGCCCACACCAAUUUAGCUGAAUAACCUUUUAAGCAAAAAAGACGUGAAUAAGCAACAAUAAAAAAGACACGUAUAGAAAAUCAGAAAUGUCAAACUUACAAAUUACAGGAAUGAAUCAAAAGUCUUCCAAUUCUGGCAAAACUUGCUCCAGCCGGAAAAAAAUUAUAAGUUUCGGAAGAAAAGCUGACGAAAAAGCAGACAAACAAGUCCGAUAAUAAAAUUCUCCCAGAAAAAAAAAACAUUUUAAAAGAAAAUCAACUGCUGGCCCGUACGCAACCCACAAAUUUUGUGGUCUCAAGCAUGAACGUAACCUUCAAACUAAACAGGCCAAAUCGGUGCUUUAAAAAACUUUAAAAGCAAAAACAAACUGCAAAAAAAUAGCAGAUUGCGCAACUAAAAACUACAAAAAUUUCUACCAAAGUCGUUAAUUGACCUAAAUUGCCAAAAAUACAUUAAAAAACUGUUUUCCAAGAAUAUUGACAACUUUUUAUGCUUAUUUUCCCCAAAAUAUUCCGGAGGGCUCAAUAAGUUGAUUAAAACUUUUCAAAAAAAAAUCUCGUUAGAGCUCAACCGGUCUCAUAUAAAAGAAUGAAGAUAUUAGGAAAAUAAGCCGACACAAUUCAAGGCGACCGAACUCAGCUCCGAAAAUUUUCGCACAGAUCACAGUUACAUUGUAACCCUAUGUAACAUGCACCCAUGGCAUAUAUGCAGGUAAUACACUAACCAUGCUUGUGAUUCACAGGUAAUGAAAUAUACUGAUUCCCAUUUGAUUCUUUCAGUGAAAAAAAAAUCUUUACGGGCAAAAAGUGUAGUAGCCGGUUGCAACACUUUCAUAUCGCAAGGGUAAAAAGACACAACAGAACCAAGUUCUCUAGCUUAUUAAAAUUUUUCAGUCGCAACUCCAAUUCCUACAAAAAUUCAAAAACCUCGCACCGCGUCGAGAAAAACUGCUCCUCGAAUGAUUUUAAGGUUAUGGUGACAUUAAUCUAUAUUCGGCCAAACUCCAUUUAUGGUAAUUUUCACUCCCUAUGUGGUACGAUUUAUUAUUUAGUGUUUACGAUAUGAAAACAGUGGAAAAAAAUGAAA
Symsagittifera roscoffensis is the source of this 4368-nucleotide messenger RNA. Its product is annotated as zinc finger protein sens-like. Gene Ontology annotation, molecular function: DNA-binding transcription factor activity, RNA polymerase II-specific; RNA polymerase II cis-regulatory region sequence-specific DNA binding. Gene Ontology annotation, biological process: regulation of transcription by RNA polymerase II. Lineage: Eukaryota; Metazoa; Xenacoelomorpha; Acoela; Convolutidae. The record is from RefSeq and is a predicted model, not a curated record. The coding region runs from base 643 to 2199 and encodes 518 amino acids. The transcript is spliced from 4 exons.